AUGGAGCCGCUGGCAACGACCUUUUGUCCUCUGGAAUCCACACAGUACACCGGAAACGAAUCCCUAAAUGAAACCACCUGGUCUUCAAAGCAAGUGGCUGACUAUAGUUAUAUUUCCGUCUCCCUGGUGAUCUGUAUGCUGGGCCUGACUGGGAACGGACUUUUGAUAUGGUUCCUCGUCUUCUGUGUCAAGAGGAAGCCAUUCACCAUCUACCUCCUGCAUCUCGCCAUUGCCGACUUCAUGGUUCUCCUCUGUUCAUCCGUCAUUCAGUUAGUGAACACCUUCCACAUCUAUGACGACACCUUACUGAGCUAUGCCAUCUUCCUCAUGAUCUUUGGCUACAACACAGGCCUACACCUCCUCACAGCCAUCAGCGUGGAGCGAUGCCUCUCAGUGCUUUACCCAAUCUGGUACCAGUGCCGGCGCCCAAAGCACCAGUCUGCCGUGGCCUGUGCGCUGCUGUGGGCCCUCUCUGUGCUCGUGUCUGGGUUGGAAAACUUCUUCUGCAUCCUGGAAGUGAAGCCCCGAUUCCCAGAAUGCCGUUACGUGUACAUAUUUUCCUGUAUCUUGACAUUCCUGGUCUUUGUGCCUCUCAUGGUCUUCUCCAAUCUAAUCCUCUUCAUCCAGGUCUGCUGCAACCUGAAGCCACGCCAACCCGCCAAGCUCUACGUGAUCAUCAUGGCCACGGUCAUCCUGUUUCUCGUCUUUGCCAUGCCCAUGAAGGUGUUGCUUAUCGUUGGCUACUAUUCCAACUCAACAGACAAGUCUGUCUGGAAAUCCCUCCCUUACCUGACCAUGCUGUCCACCAUCAACUGCAGCAUCAACCCAGUUGUCUACGUCGUGGUAGGCAGUCUGAGCAGGAAGAGGAGACGGAAGUCUCUUAAAGAAGCACUGCAGAAGGUCUUUGAGGAAAAGACAGCCGUGGGCUCCAGGGAGGAUGUUGCACAAUUUCCCCCUCUUUCGUGA
This is a messenger RNA of Chionomys nivalis (European snow vole), 966 nucleotides long. Its product is annotated as mas-related G-protein coupled receptor member H. Gene Ontology annotation, molecular function: angiotensin receptor activity. Lineage: Eukaryota; Metazoa; Chordata; Mammalia; Rodentia; Cricetidae. Bases 1 to 966 code for a protein of 321 amino acids. Gene Ontology annotation, biological process: G protein-coupled receptor signaling pathway. The transcript has a single exon. The record is from RefSeq and is a predicted model, not a curated record. Gene Ontology annotation, cellular component: membrane.